Letharia columbiana is the source of this 1206-nucleotide messenger RNA. RefSeq lists its product as uncharacterized. The transcript is spliced from 4 exons. Gene Ontology annotation, cellular component: cytoplasm. Gene Ontology annotation, molecular function: 2-oxoglutarate-dependent dioxygenase activity. Bases 1 to 1206 code for a protein of 401 amino acids. Lineage: Eukaryota; Fungi; Ascomycota; Lecanoromycetes; Lecanorales; Parmeliaceae. The record is from RefSeq and is a predicted model, not a curated record.
AUGGCCCCAUUUCUAGAAGAGCCAAGCACCCGUCCUGCAUAUUCCGGCAAGCCCAAGAUCGAUGGAGGCAUUUUGGAUCUACCUAAUAAGAAGAAACACAACAUUCAAUACGAACCCGGUCGGACGAUUGUCGAAGGUCAUGGGGAGUACGAGUAUGACGACCUUCGCCCAGCAUUCCCCGACGUUCAUUGGGAACCCUUAACAGAGGUACCAUACCAUGAUCGAGGUACCAAAGGUGAUCCUCAAUUUGGUAAUCUACUUUCCGAUGCCACCAAUAUUUUCGAUUACAACCCCAAGAUUGGCACUGAAAUCAGUGGAAUAAAUCUGGCGAAGCUCACAGACGCCCAGAGGGACGACCUAGCUCGCCUCAUCUCAACGCGAGGAGUGGUUUUCUUCCGUAACCAAACGGACCUUGAUAUUGACGCCCAACGCGAGCUUGGCCAGUAUUUUGGUCAACUUCACAAGCACGCUACCACUUCUGUGCCUCGCCGAGGGGAUCUAGAUGAUGUGCAUGUGGUCUACACCGACGAGAAGUCCAAAGAGCAGCGUGCCAAAUUCGCACCUACGUUCUUGUGGCAUUCUGACGUGACCUAUGAAGUACAACCGCCAUCAUAUACGUCGCUAAAGAUGCUGACUGGCCCUCCACGCGGUGGAGGUGGUGACACACUGUGGGCUUCUCAGUAUGCUGUGUAUGAUCUUUUGUCGUCGGGUAUGCAGAAAUACCUCGAAGGACUUGAGGCUUUGCACUCGGCACAAAUCCAAGCGGAUGGGACCAUCGCCCUUGGCCGUACCGUGCGACGGGAGCCUGUCGUCACGAAGCACCCGCUAAUUCGUACCCACCCCGUCACUGGGUGGAAGUCUGUUUUCUUCAACCCUGGGUUCGUCACGGAUAUAGUUGGCAUUCCCAAAGCAGAAGCCGAUGCAAUCAUCCACUAUCUGAACGAGCUGAUCACCACGACUCAGGAGAUUCAUGUUCGAUUUCAGUGGCAGAAGAAUGACGUUGCCUUCUGGGACAACCGCAUAUGCAACCAUUCGGCAUCCUACGGCUUUGCCCCACACCGCAGACACGCAGUGCGUGUCGCAUCUCAGGCAGAGUGCCCGUAUUUUGAUCCUAACAGCAAAUCUCAGGAAGAGGAGAUGAACGCCCGCUAUGGCCUGCCGAAAGUCAACAAGGACGGGUCGGGCCAAUCGAACUACAACGAUUGA